UGUCUUCCCCACUCCUCCCACCUAUAUUCCGUACACACCAUAUCAUAGUCUGUACCUUGUUUUGGGGAAGCUUCCCCUUCCCAUUCCGUUUUCACAACCAACUCAAUCAUUCUCACACUGAGACUCCACUCCAAUAUUGCAUUGCACUACUUUAACUCUCCACUACUCUGAUACACAAUCAACUUUGCAACUAAGAACCAAGAAGAAGAAGAAGAAGAAGCCAUUCAUCUCAUCAUGGCUAUCUCCGGCAGCAGCUUAGAAGCUCGGUACCUCAAUUCUUGCAGAAAGCAUGAGGUGGAGCCCAAUUCAGCAGUUCUCUCAUGGUUUACUCAGGCCAAAGUUCAGAGUUCUCAGAAUGAGAAGUGUAGUUUAACAGUUUCAUUAGAUCAGCUAAAGGAUGCUGACAUUUUGCCACUGAAGGAUGUGCUUAUUUCGAAAGACUCCUCUCAUAUUCAUGCAGUUGACUUAUUGUUGGAAUUCCAUAGUGACUUGGCCACAGAGCGUGUCAUGGAUUUGAUAAAGGGAAUUAAUGCAAAGCUUCGAGUUGUCGAUCUCCAGGGUUUGUCUUUGGGGAAAGAAUUUCUGCGGGAUCUUUGUCAGGGUUCUUUGGCUUGCCAAGUCUUCAACUUGAGGUCUGUUCAUAUCAAGAAACUCGACAUGGUUGGAAGCUUUUUGCGACUACACACCCUUAAUCUCGACUUUUGUACUUCACUCGGUAGCUUGCGGAGGGACUGUUUUUCUUGCAUGCCAAAUCUGUUGUAUCUUUCAAUUUGUGAGACAAGAAUUUCCAAUCUCCUUACCACGACUGGUGCUCUGUCAAGACUUCCUUGUUUACUAGAACUACGGUUCCAAAGCUGUUUAUGUUGCAAGGAAACUGGAUCAUGUCUUGGUUUAGAAGUGCAACAGAAAUUGCUGACUGAGGUUCAAGAAAACGAUGAAACCCUUGUGAGUGAGGGUAAGAAAGCCUCAAGAAAUGCGAGUAUUACAUUAAAGAACUUUGUAACUCAUCAUCCUUCGCCCAUAUGCUUUGAGAAACAUUACCGGGAGUAUAUCAUAUCUUCGCUGCCUGGUCUGGAAGUUCUAGAUAAUUUUCCUGUUGGAAUGACAGAAAGGGAAUUGGCCAAGAUGACGUCUGCAAAGUACUAUGAAUACUUACCUUAUAAGAGACGGCACAAAGAAAGUGUUGUUAGUGUUUUGAAUAAACGUGAAAUGGGGACAAAUGGUGUACACUUCCAGAAACCAUUCAAGCCAAAACAAUUAUAUCCUCAUCGAAAUGGUCAGAAUUUUUUCCUGAGGUCUCUUUGUGCUGCCAAACUUGGGUCCUCAUCUUGGCCGCGGUUACAUCCACUAUCCAAUUUCAACCACACCUGUAAAGCAGAAAACAAGAAGCUUCGUCCGAGGCAGUUUGAGUACCAUCCCUCAAACCCAAGUCUUAUAGUUUUUGGAACUCUGGAUGGUGAAGUAGUGGUUACUAAUCAUGAAAACGGGAAGGUGGUUGGUUAUAUUCCAUGCAUUGGAGCAUUGAGUAGCGUUUUGGGGCUUUGUUGGCUCAACAAGUCUCCGUCCAAGCUUGUUGCUGGUUCAGAUAAUGGUUCCAUGAAGUUAUUUGACAUAAAUAACAUGUCACCAGAAGUUGCAGACUCAUGUUGCAGCUCUACUGGUGCAACUUUUGAAGAUUUUGAGCAAUUGACAUCUCUUCAUGUAAAUUCAACUGAUGACCGGCUCCUUGCUAGUGGAUACUCCAAGGGCGUUGCCCUAUAUGAUGUUGGCAGUGGAAGACGUUUACAAUUGUUCAGUAAUCUUCACCGUGAACCAAUAAAUGUUGCCAAAUUUGCAUAUCAUUCCCCUUAUAUGUUUGCUACCUCAUCCUUUGACCAUGAUGUUAAGAUGUGGGAUUUGCGACAGAACCUUAGGAAACCUUGUCAUACAGCUUCUAGCUCAAGAGGAAAUGUGAUGGCUUGCUUUUCUCCUGAUGACCAUUACUUACUUGUUUCAGCUGUUGACAACGAGGUUAAGCAACUUUUGGCAGCAGAUGGGAGGCUGCACACAAAGUUUGAGAUAGCAUCGACAGGAAAUCCUCAUAACUAUACGCGGUCAUAUUACAUGAAUGGAAGGGACUAUAUCAUCAGUGGAAGUUGCGAUGAGGACGUGGUUCGCAUAUGCUGUGCUCAAACUGGAAAGCGACUGAGAGAUGUUUAUUUGGAGGAUGAAUUGGGAAAUUCAAUAUUCGUGCAGUCCUUAAGGGGCGAUCCUUUUAGGCACUUUAACAUGAGUAUAUUAGCCACUGCUACCAGACCUAGCUCCAAGUCGGAGAUUAUCAAGGUUAACUUACUUGCAUCGAGUGACUAUGCAGAAGAGCAUUCUUAUGGCCAGUGUUUGCAGCAUUCUUGCUGUCUGGGAGGUUGAGCAGAAAUGUCUGCGCAUGCGCGCUCGUGUGCAUUGUAUAUAUUGUAGUAAAGGAUUUUAUCGAAUAGUUGGUUGUGGACCAUAAGUCGUAAAUUGUACUUCCGUGAACUCGUGCAACCCAUUUUGUAGCUUCCUACACUGAAAAAUGAUACAUGUCAGACAUAAACAUCAUAAAAA
Argentina anserina (silverweed cinquefoil) is the source of this 2583-nucleotide messenger RNA. Its product is annotated as protein DWD HYPERSENSITIVE TO UV-B 1-like. Bases 235 to 2406 code for a protein of 723 amino acids. Gene Ontology annotation, molecular function: protein binding. Gene Ontology annotation, biological process: cellular response to UV-B. Lineage: Eukaryota; Viridiplantae; Streptophyta; Magnoliopsida; Rosales; Rosaceae. The transcript is spliced from 10 exons. The record is from RefSeq and is a predicted model, not a curated record. Gene Ontology annotation, cellular component: Cul4-RING E3 ubiquitin ligase complex.